Molecule: messenger RNA, 1005 nt
Organism: Adineta ricciae
Lineage: Eukaryota; Metazoa; Rotifera; Eurotatoria; Adinetida; Adinetidae
Source: the annotation of a GenBank genome assembly
AUGUCGUCGUCUGAUAUUCUUCGAAUCUCUACCCAAUACACGCUUUACAAUGCCUAUGCAGUUUUAAGCUUAGGAAUUCUUGGUAAUAUCAUAAACAUUCUCGUUUUUCUACGCAUAAAACUCUUUCGUGGCAAUCGAUCUGUGUUUUUUCUUAUUGUUGAAUCCUUUUCAAAUGUUGGUUAUGAAAUCGUUUCCUUGAUUCUGACAAUUUUAACAUCUGUCUACGGUGACGAUGGCACGGGCCGAUCGGAUCCUUGGUGUAAAAUUAAAUUCAUGUUGGCACAAGUCUUUUUACUUAUUACAUAUUUUAUGAUCGGUUGCGCAUCGGCCGAUCAAUUCUUCUCAACACAUUCUUAUUUCAAUCGGCAACAAUGUUGCACAAUGAAAUUAGCUCGAUAUUCAGCGUUUAUCAUCAGUUUCAUUUGGUUAAUUCAUAGCAUCGCUUUUGCUUUGUUCUUCAAUGUCGAGCCAUCCGUUGGAUGUGUUAUUUCGAAUACCAAUGCACUUCGCUAUGCGACAUUCUUCUUCUAUCCGGUCAUCGCCGGAUUUUUACCGAUGAUAAUCGCAGCAUUGUUUAGUUUAUUCGCUUUUCGAAAUGUUCGUCGGAUUGUUCGUCGACAAGUCCCAAUCGUUCGUCGUCGAUUAGAUCGACAAAUGACAGCGAUGGUUUUUACACGCGUGAUCUUCUUUAUAUGUUUAAUAUUUCCAUACAGUUUCUAUCGUAUUUAUGCAAUUAAUCAUCCAACUUCACGAACCCAACCAUUACCAUACGCAAUCGCGCAACUUAUUCAAGCAAUUUUUCUUUCUUUAGUUCGAAUCAAUUCAGGUGUGAAUUUUUACAUCUUCGUUUUAACAUCAUCACAGUUCCGUCGUCAAGUGAAGUUUGUAUUGGUUAAGAAAUGUUGGAAACAAAUCAAACGUACUCUUGCGGGUGUUAAUAAUCAAACGGCACCGAAUCAAACAGAAUAUGAAGAGUCACAUAGGGAGUCGGAUAAAAAUGCUUAA